This is a messenger RNA of Phaedon cochleariae (mustard beetle), 525 nucleotides long. The record is from the annotation of a GenBank genome assembly. NCBI's taxonomy places the organism in Eukaryota, Metazoa, Arthropoda, Insecta, Coleoptera, Chrysomelidae.
AUGGCAACUGAAAUCGAAAAGAGGGUUGAUAAAACUGUCCUUGUUAUAAGAGAUAAAGGAGUAACAACAACCAAAGAACAGAUAGAAAAAGCCAUAGAAGACUCAAUUCAAAACCAUAAAGAAGGAAAUGAUACGAAGGUCCACACAUUGAAUGAGAAUAGAAAAGGAGGGAAUCUAGUAGCUACUGUGAGUAUGAACAAACACUGCGCUGUUAAGCUACUUCAGAGGAAGAAGAUGAGAAUAGAGUGGGCAACAUGCAGAGUUCACGAACUACUUGUACCAGAGAGAUGCUCGAGAUGCUGGAAAUAUGGUCAUACGACGAGAGACUGUAAGGAGACUAGAGAAGAUAUGACAGGAAUAUUUCUGCGUUGUGGGGAGAAGGGACAUUAUGUGAAACAAUGUGAAAAUGCAGCUAAGUGCCAUGACUGCAAAAUCGAAGGACACAUAGCGGGAAGAAUGAAGUGUGAAAUAUAUAGACAAGAGUGGGUAGACCGCAUGGGAGUCCCACACGAGCAUGUGCCCUAG